Suillus clintonianus is the source of this 594-nucleotide messenger RNA. RefSeq lists its product as uncharacterized. The record is from RefSeq and is a predicted model, not a curated record. The transcript is spliced from 5 exons. The coding region runs from base 1 to 594 and encodes 197 amino acids. Lineage: Eukaryota; Fungi; Basidiomycota; Agaricomycetes; Boletales; Suillaceae.
AUGACACGCGCAGAAAUCCAGCGGCAGGCAUCUGCACGUUGGCUUUUAAAGCCAGGUGUACGAGCUGCACAAAACGAAAAGGCACGUGUACGGAUGGCAAGGAAGCGCGCGAGUACUCGCACGGAACGGCGCCACGAUUCAGACGAUCAACACGAGUCAGAGCACCUCGCUGGUAGUGAUGAAUCUCGUGGCGUCGAACGGACCAGCGUUGAACGGACCACUAUCGAAGAUGUUCGCAUUGCCAUUAGCGAAUGGCAGUUCAACUGGGGCCCGGAAUACACAUGGGAAAAACAGUUCAACGACCGCCUGCGUGCUCAACAAGAACGCAACUCAACCUUUCGUUCGGUGGACACAUUCUUCGGCAUUUGCGAGGAUCAUGUUCAGUCGGGGCGGGAGAUACUCAGCGAUCUCAGGAAAAUAUCUGUUGGCUAUUGCAGGAAUGGCAGGGUGAUUAAGGAUAAGUUCAUUCAGAUAUACGAUAUGCUCACCAUCGUGUUAUCGGAGGUGAAGUUCUUCGAAGUUAAACUUGACGAAUAUGCCCCUUCCAUACCUGCUUCGAGGCUCUCAUCUGUACGCUACUAUGAACGAGCUUAG